GUGUGGGAAGACAUCGCCUGCUGUUUAUAGUAGAAACAAAGUCUUAUCUUUAAAUGUCAGCAGAAAAGAGUGUUGUCUUGUUAGGAAAGAAGCAGUAGUGUCUGAAGAAGCAGUGGAGAAACACUUGGCGCUCUUGUCGGACUCAGAACUCUUGACCUUUGUUUUUUUAAAUUACACCGGCACAACUGGGAAUCAGUUUUUGAUGUGUUUCAUUCAGCAUCAUGGCUGACUCAAGCUUCCCAUUACCUCCAGAUUCUUUCUGCCCUCUGUGUGCAGAUGGACUGAGGGACCCGGUCACCAUUCCCUGCGGCGACAUGUACUGCCUGGAGUGCAUCAAGAUCUACUGGGACCAGUUUGACCACAUGGGCGUGUACAGCUGCCCUCAGUGCCGGGCAACCUUCACACCACGACCCGUCCUGAGACGUAACAUACCAGACGUCCAGCAGCAGCCUCACCAGCGUCUUCCAGAGCUCACUCCUUUUCCCGAAAUGCGCCGGGACUCUUACUGUGACUUUUGCGUCGGCAGGCGCAACAAGGCUGUAAAGUCUUGCCUGGUGUGCCUGGCCUACUAUUGUGAAACGCACAUCAAACCCCAUUAUGAGUCAAGCACGUUCAAGAGGCACAAGCUGGUGGACGAGACGGGUCACCUGGACCGCAAGAUCUGCCCCCAACACGAGAAAGGCCUUGAGCUGUUCUGUCGCUCUGACCAGAUGUGUAUCUGUGUUCUGUGCACAGUCAGAGAACACCGCAGCCACAACAUCACUUCAGCUGAGGAGGAGCGCAUCGAGAAACAGAAAAUUCUGGUCGUGACUCAGUCUGAGGUGCAGCACAUCACUUCAGAGAGGAAGAAAGAGCUGCAGGAGCUCAAGCACAACGUCGAGGUUCUAAAAAACGCUGCCCACCGUGCGCAGACAGAAAGCGACAAGACCUUCCAUGAAAUGCUGCAGGCGGUUGAGCGCUGGAAGGCAGAAAUCAACCAGAUGAUAAUGUCCAACUUGCAGGCAGCAAUGUCACAGGCUGAAGGCUACGUGGAGCGCCUGGAGCAGGAGAUCAUGGAGCUACAGCGCCGAGAUGCAGAACUGCGACAGAUCCUUGAAACAGAAGACAACAUUCACUUCCUGCAGAAUUUUCAGACUCUGUGCGUCCCUCCUGAGGCCAUGGUCCCAAAAGUCCUCAUCAACCCUCAGUUCUCCUUUGGGGAGAUAAGCAAAACAGCCACAGAGAUGAAGGAAAACCUUGAUGACAUCUGCAAAAAGGAAUUGAGCAAAAUCUCGAAAAUAGUUAGUGAAACUCCUGUCUACAUCCUUUUGCCAAGAAAUGGAGACAAACGCCUCAAAGUUCCUUCCAGAGUUGACUUUCAGGAGCCAAAAAUGAGAGGCGACUUCCUCAGAUAUUCAUGUAAGCUAUCCUUCGACCCAAACACGGUCUACAAAGAGCUGCUCUUGUCAGACGGGAAUCAGAGGGUUACUCGAAAGAAAACCACCCAGUUUUACCCGGAUCAUCCCGAGCGUUUCGACGGCUUUUCCCAGGUGCUGUGCAAAGAGCCCCUGACCGGUUUCAGGUUUUACUGGGAGGCAGAGUGGAGCGGGGAGUUCUCAAUCGGGGUGGCCUACAAGAGCAUCAGCCGUAAAGGCAAGAACUCACACAGCCUCCUGGGUUACAACGACAAGUCGUGGAGUCUCCUGUGCUCUGACGUCGGGUACUCAGCCUGGCACAACAAAGUGGACAAAGACCUUCCAGAAGCUCCCAGAGCGACUCGAAUCGGUGUGUACUUAGAUCACGCAGGCAACACUUUGUCCUUUUAUUCUGUGUCAGACGUGAUGCAGCUCAUCCACAGAUUCAAAGCUGAGUUCAGUGAACCGUUGUAUGCUGGUUUUGGGGUUGGAUCAUCAGUAAGUCUCUGCCAACUAAAACAGAAUAACUGACUUAAACUUAAAAAAAAAGCAUUUAGUGUAAGAAGUUAAUUAGUUUUUGAUGUUUGAACUUGCUUGGACAGUGGCUCAAGUAUUUGAGUUUGUAUACUGUAAGUCAGCAAGCUUCACUUUAACCAGGAAACUAAUGGGAAAA
This is a messenger RNA of Austrofundulus limnaeus, 2067 nucleotides long. It is a transcript of the gene ftr84, whose product is annotated as finTRIM family, member 84. The coding region runs from base 222 to 1925 and encodes 567 amino acids. Gene Ontology annotation, molecular function: zinc ion binding; protein binding. The record is from RefSeq and is a predicted model, not a curated record. Lineage: Eukaryota; Metazoa; Chordata; Actinopteri; Cyprinodontiformes; Rivulidae. The transcript has 7 exons.